AUGUUGCCCAAUAUUACUCUGGGGUACCAUGCAUUUGAUUCCUGUGGAGAUGUACAGAGAACUUUAAAAAGUGUCAUGAAAAUAUUAUCUCGAAGCACAUUAGAAAUUCCUAAUUAUUCUUGUUCCAAACAUGGUAAAGUAGCUGGCGUUAUAGGCGAUCAGUAUUCUCUCACUACCUUGCAUUUGGCACAGUUUCUGAAUGUAUAUAGAUAUACACAGGUAAGAGAUAUCUAAAUACAAUCUAAUGUAAUAUAAUUUUCUGCUUUCAUCUAGAAAAUAACAACUUUGCUGGGGGAUAAGAGACAUUUGUGCAAAAAAUGUAAACCUAAAAAUCCACCCUCAUGUGAAACAUCCAGGGCCAGAUUAAGAGCCAGGUGGGCCUGGUGCUGACCAUUAUGAUGGGGCCUAAUUACAGAAUCUUAUCAACCAAAAACACCAAAGCAGUCAUACCUCUCAAGCAUCAUGUAUCCGAUGGAGAUAGUGUUGGAGGGAAACUCAAAGGAUGCAGCUAUAAGAAAACACAUACUCUAUGCUAAUCUCUUUAACUAAUGCUUUCAUCUUACAAGUAAAUAUAUACCCCCUAACAGCAGUGUCCAAUGAAGCAGGAAGUCAAUGGGCGGGUUAAAAGGGUGGGCCAAUGACGUGAAUCACGUGACCAGAACUGUCAAAAAAGGCGAACAUGCCCAAAAAGGGGACAUGUCUGUCUAAAGAAUUGGAAGGCCUGUCUGGCAUCAGUCUCCCUAUGUAUCACAGUGUCAGUGUCCCCAUGUCACCCAGUCCCCUAGUCUCCCAGUGUCUCAGUGUCCCCAGUGUCCCAGUGUCCCCGUUUCUCCCAGUGUCCCCAUGUCUCAGUGUGUCCCGUGCCACUAGGAUACUAGGAGACACUGAGAGACAUGGGGGCACUUGUGGAUACAGACAUGGGUCCCCGCGGAGACAUGGGGACACUGGGAGAAAUGGGAACACAGAAGCUGGUAGACAUGAGGACAAGGAGACAUUUUCGGAGACUAAGACACUGAGAGACAUGGGAACACAGACACUAGGAGACUAGGGGACACUGGAAGACAUGGGGACACUGAGACACUGGCUGGUAGGCAUGUGGGACACUUGGGGACACUGGGAGACAUGGGGACACAGACACUGGGAGACAUGGGGAGACAUGGGCACUGAAAGGACUGAGACACUAGGAGCACUGAGAGGCAUGGGGACACAGACACUGGGAGAAUAGGGGACACUGGGAGACAUGGAGACACAGUGUUUCCGUGUCCCAAUGUCUCCCAAUGUCCCUUUGUCUCUCAGCAUCCCCAAGUUUCUCAGUGUCCCCAGGUCUCCCAUUGUCCCCUAGUGUCCCCAUGUCUCCCUGCUGCCUUUCCCCCCCAUCCUUCACUUACCUAAACUGUAGGCUGUCUCUGCUGUCUGGACUCUCUGUGCUGUGUAGCUGCUCCCCCAUGGAUCAGUGAGUAGAGAGAGGCAGGGAGGGAUAUGCUGUAACUUCCUAUCUCUGCCUCUCUCCACACACAGUGACCCCUACUGGCUGAUGCUGGUAUUGCAGAGUAAGCUCAGUUUAUACUUAGAAAAAUAUCUGCAUUUGUAUUGCCUGUAUAACUGCAAUUACCAGUCAGGGGGCAAACCUAAGUCAGGGGGCAAACCUAAGAGUAGUGUGUAAAAAAAAAAAUAUUCUUUUUUUUUUAUUGGCCUAUUCCAUGGGCCUGGGCCUGGAUCUGCAGCUCCAUCAGCCCCUAUGUUAAUCCGGCCAUGCGUAUAGAGGAACAUUCAAGAAACAUUUAAAAAAUUUAUGAAAACCACAGUGUUUCAGCACAUUUUAAUACACACCAUAACCACACCCCAAGGGUAUGAAAUUCAUGGGUAUAAAAAAACUCCAUAAAAAUUGGAGAGGGGGAGAUUUCAAUAAAACCAUAGGCAAAGUAGAAAUGGAAUGGAUUUAUAAUUUGAAUACAAUGAUCCCAUAUGGUCUAAAUAGUGACUUUGAAAUCUGCCAUUUUUUAAAGUAAAUUACUCCUAUUGUUAAGUAUUUGUACAAAUGCUUUUAUUACCAGUACUAGUGUUCUAUUAUCAUUAUAUUAUAUCUAUAUUUUUUAUUAGAAUUGCAUGCUAUGUAUUCAUUGUAACUUAAGUGACGUUGUUUGUUGUUUGGGACCGGCUUGACAAGAGGAAUACAACAUCUGAAGCCCAUGUCCAGGAUCCGUCUGUGUGUGGUGGCUCUUUUUUUUUUUUUUUAUAAUUCUUUAUUUUUCAUACGAUAGGUAAAAAGGGCUCAAGCCGAUAUUUGGGCUUACGCAGAAGCCAAUAUUUGAGAGGUCAUUCAUAUCAAUACAACAUAUAACUUUAAUUUACAUGACAUUCCUCUUUGUGCUUGCUUUGUGCCCUGCCUUACAUCGUGGAUUUUAUGUUUAAACCAGGCAAUUUAGCUUUGUAAGGAUCUCUAGUUCUAGGCAAAUCAGUUUCGUCUUUAGGUAUCCUUGUUUCCUCACUAGUGUUAUCGUGCCUGGGUGAGUUAAAAAUAAAUGAUGGAAAAAAGGAAAAGAGUAGGAAAAGAAGAGGGCAGUGCCCCCGUGAACCAAGGGGUGAAAGAGGAUGAAAAAGAGCGAAAUCAGAAUGAAAGAGUAAAGUCGAAGGGGGUGGGAGGGUGGGGGGGCGGCGAGAGCAAGAAGAAUCAGAUUUGGCGGGGGGGGGGUGACUAGGCUUUUAGAGUCUGUCACCCUGGGUUUGCUGGUGUUGCUAAGCUCCUUUUUCUAUCUAUUCAGUCCCUCAAUCUCCGCCGGAGCCCAUUAAGCUAGUGUCCCAUGGUUCCCAAAUCCGUUGGAAAGAUGUGGUCGUCCCCCUUAUCCUUGCCGUCAGGUCGUCCAUAAUUCUGCAUUCUCUUAUUCUGGAUAUUACCCCUUGAAAAUCUGGCCCUCCAGGUGAUAGCCAUGUCGUUGCUAUUGCCCUGCGUGCACUCAAGGUUAUCGUGUGCACCAAUUUUCGUUCUUUUUUAGUCCAUCCCUCUAUUGUUCUGUUUAGUAGGUAGAUCCAUGGGUCCAUGCCCAUAGGUUUAUUGAAUGUCUGUUUCAGUAGGUUUUCCACUGAUUUCCAGAAGCUGUGUAGCUUUGGGCAUUCCCACCACAUAUGUAUAUACGUGCCUCGUAAUCCGCAACCCCUCCAGCAAUCAUCCGUGUCUAUUGUGCGCAUUUUGUAUAGUGUCACGGGAGUGGUAUACCAUCGAAGCAUGGUUUUCCAUGCCUGCUCCUGUAGCGUGACACAUAUGGAGGUGUUCUUGUUUGCCUCCCAAAUCUCCUGCCACUCGAUUCCCUCCAACUCUUCCCCCAGAUCUGCUUCCCAUCGGUCAGUGUACUUCAAUCUGCCCCAUUCUUUUGUUUCAGUGCUGAUUUGGACGUAGAGGAGAGUGAUCAUGCCUUUGGGGGAGAUCCCAUGCAUGCAUAAUCUUUCGUAAAAAGUUAGCUUCUUCCGGGGGGCGGGGCUUGGAGGCCAUGCUGAAUGGUCGCAGGCUGCAUGAGCUCCUGCUUCAAAUCGACUAAACAGCAAUCUGUGUCACUCAAAAAGCGACCUAAAGCUACACAAAUACCACCAAAAGCAAGGGGACAACGGGGUGCACAAGUUGGUACCCGACAAGCGACGUUUCUAGUGAUACGCACCCGACACCCCAGCGAGGCCUACCAGCAUGGCAGGCACGGGAGAGACGGCCGCUCUCCUGCCGCCAACGACGGUGAGAACCUCGACCCAGAGCCCUCGUUCCCCCCCCUAUGGUCCGGCGGGGGUUAUCGCGGACCACCCUCUUGCAAUCCCAAGCGACAAAUCCGAGCCCAAACAGGGACGAAAGGGCCCAGCUAAGAUGGAGGCGCGAGCACAGCGCGGGAAGAAACACUCCCCUCUCAAGCCACCCAAGCACACAACGGAGUUCUUCAACAGGCUCUGUUCAUACCUGUGGGAGAAGCUUAAUGCCAGGAGACGGCCAUUCCGACUGGCGGUGAAAGCGCUGGCAGCGUGGAUCCGCCCUGCGACUCGCCGUUGCCUGCAGUGGAACCCCCCACGGGGCCCCAGCCUGGCAUCCCGACAGGCCAAAACACGCACCUGUAAAAUCAAAAAUGGAACCCGCAAGAGUACCCGACCUGCACACCAACAGGCGAUCUUGGCAACAACUAUCCCGCUAAGCGCCACCCGACAGAGGAGGUCGGGCAGAGCCGAUAGCGACAAUGAUCACACUGUGGAGCCGGGCCGGAGGGCUCUCCUGAAAGACGGAGCCCCACCAAGGUACCCACCUUUCCAGCCAAAUCGGAGCCUCUUGGGGAUACCAGCUGAGCCCAACAGUCAAAGCGACAGAGCCGGAGUCGGCUAAACAGGGCGGCCUGAAUAAGAGACAAUUUGUGCCCCUGCAAACUGGGCAGCGAAAUACUGCAGGUCUCCACCGCACAGACUGUCCCAUAUAAAUUCACACAGAAUAAUACUCAUAUAGCAAUGUUACUCGUAUUGGCACCUAGGCCCAGUAGGGGUCCUGAUAUGAUGUUUAGCAUAAAGUAGUAGCUAAUGAAACACUCUGAACAAAAUGGCCUAGCACAGUAUGUCGACUGAUCAGCGAAUAUGCAGACUAAGCCUAAAUGUAGUUUUAAGCAAACACUUUAAAGCAGAUUACGUAAGCAGAAUAUAACAGACUUCAUGUGGUCAGACAUUAUUGUAUAGCCAGUUGUGUUUUCUAAAUGUAUUAAUCUUAAUGCUACAGCCUAGGCCCAACAAACGUGCGACCUAGUAUAACCUGCAGUUUAAAGUUGCAGACAGUUCCUAGUACAAGCCUGUAGUACUCACUUGAAUUUCUACCUAUGCAUAGUCAAUGAUGUCAUCAGAACAGCAAACGUGCAACAUAAGCCUAAUUAUGGUUUUAAGCAUACACUAUGAAGUCGGUGACUUCAGCAGAAUGAUAGAAGUCAUGUGGUCAGAUGUUACUGUAUAGCCUGUUGUGUUCUAUUUUUGUUUUUUUUGUUUUUUCUUCUCUUCCUUUCUUUUUUUUCUUCUUAAUUUUAUUAAUCUUAAUGCCAAAUGCAUAAUCUAUGAUGUCAACAGUCCGGCAAAUGUGCAGACUAAGCCUAAUUAUAGUAUUACGCAUCCACUUUGAAGUCAAUGACUUAAGCGGAAUAGGAUAGAAUACAAGUGGUCAGACAUUUUUGUAUAGCCUGUUGUUUAGACUGUAUCUAAUGUGCCAAGAAUUGUGCAAAGUCCUGCUAUAGCCUAAUCUUACUUAAAAUAACACUAAAAAUGUGCAAGAACCAAUAUAUACCUCACUGUACUUAACGUCUGAAAAAAAGCAUGAGGAUUGCCUUUGGGGUACCGCAUGCACGUUCUGUUACGUUUCUAUGCACUUCAAAAAUAAAGAAUUAAAAAAAAAAAAAAAAGUUAGCUUCCUUUGAGCUGCUAAUUUAAUGUGGGGUUUUCUGGCGAAGUCCCGUAUCUGUACAUAUCUAAAGAAAUCUGUAGGGGUUAGAUGAUUGCCUUGUUGGAGUUCUUCAAAUUGUAUAACUUCCCCAUUUUUAUAUAGUUGGUGGAUACGUUGGAGUCCGGUUCUUUCGAUAUUCCUAAAGUUUCUAGGAGCCAUUCCAGGUGGGAACUCUCUAUUCCUAAGUAUUGGAGCCAUAGGAGAGGGGCACAAUGUAAGCCCAUAUUUGACACUAUUUGCAUCCCACAGGCGGAGUGAAUUGAGGACGGCAGGACAAGUCACCCUUAUCAUGGGUCUAUGUUCCUUUGCGACCCACAUUGUGAACUGGGGGACGUCAAGUCCCACUAACAUUGAUUCAAUUUCUACCGAUCUCCGUUCCCCUAAUGGGGACUGCCACAUGGCUAUUUGGGUCAGUUGGGCCGCCAGGUAGUAGCAGUAUAGAUUCGGUAGUCCCAGACCUCCUCUGUCUUUUCGCCUGUAUAGGACUUGUCUCUUAUUUUGCCAGAUAUAAUUCCCUAUGGCUCUCUGUAAUGGCACCAGUUGAGAUUUUGUGACUCGGACCGGUAGUGCCUGAAAUAAGAACAGGAUGCGGGGGAGGAUGUUCAUUUUUACCGAGUUUAUUCGCCCUAUCCAGGAGAUUGGUUUGUCCGUCCAGUUUUCUAGGUCUGCUAUCAGUGUCCUUAGCAUUGGGUCAUAGUUGUCGGAGUAUAAACGUCCUGGGUCUGCCGUUAGAUGGACGCCUAAGUAUUUUAAGGAGUCCGUUUCUAUCCGAAUUUGGUAUGUUUCCUUGAUCAGUGCUAUAUCGAUCUCUGUGAGGCCGAUUGGCAUUGCGCUGGACUUUUGAAUAUUUGCUUUGUAGCCGGACAGUUCUCCGUAUUCUUGUAUUACAUCCUGUAAUGCCGACAUCGACUCAAUCGGAUUCGUAAUGGUCAGCAGGACGUCAUCCGCAUAUGCGGAAACUGUGAACUCUUCGUCACCUACUCUGACUCCUCUGAUAUUUCAAUGUCUGCGUAACGCCUGUAGCAUUGGCUCCAGUGCCAUCACGAAGAGGAGGGGAGAGAGGGGGCAACCUUGCCUGGUUCCGUUGUAGAGCCUAAAUGGCUUUAAUGGGGCCCCCGUUAUCUGUAUCUGAGCUUGAACGUCGUGGUACAUCGCCUUUGUUACUCGGAUAUAUUCUUCCGGUAAACCAAUGUGUUUUAAGACUGUGAACAGGAACUGCCACCUCACCCUAUCGAAGGCCUUCUCCGCGUCGAUGGAUAUAACUAGCGAAGGCGAUCCGGUGGCCACUUGUUUCCAUAUGAGGUCAACGUUCCUUCUAGUAUUCUCAUAUAAUUGCCUGCCUUGUAUGAACCCGACUUGAUCUGCAUGAACGAGAGAAUUUAGUACCGGGUUCAGUCUGUCUGCUUGUAUUCUCGCCAAUAUCUUUAAGUCAUGGUUAAUUAGUGAUAUAGGCCUGUAAUUUUCAGGUUGGAGCGGGUCCUUUUCGGGUUUAGGCAGUAGUACUAUAGUGGCCAGGGCCAUCUCGGGGCCCAGGUGUCCCCCUUGUCUCAGAUGGUUGAAAAGUAUCGCCAAUUGGGGUGUUAGCUCUUUUUCGGAAGGUCUUAUAAUACGUCCCAUCGAAACCAUCCGGCCCAGGUGCCUUGUUGCCCUUCAGACUUGAUAUAGCCUUGUCGACCUCAUUGUCGCGAUUCUCACCGCGACAUCCCGACGGCCAGACGAGGUCGCCCCAGAAGUGCCCGGUGACGGACUUGAACCAGGGUACUUUGCAGUCCUGGGGCUGCUAUUUUGCCUCUGAGCCACCAUAUCAGCUCAAGAGAUAGCCAGAAGUCUAUAUUGCCUUGUACCCAGCACUCGGGGCUGGACAUUAUUCUGUGGCUGCUCCAACGAUCUCAGCACACCUGUGGCUGAUCACCAAUUAGCCAGGUAUAAGACACUGCCUCUCCCUGAGGGCAGUGUCAGUUCAUUGACUCUGGUUCCCUUGUUUGUUUCCUGUUACUCUGUACCUGCGUUCCAGUGAUUAUUGUCUAAUUCCGGCUUCUGACCUUGGCUUUCCUCCUGGACUACUCUGACCUCUGGCUUCCCUGAUUUUGGCUUCCCUUGACCACGCUUCUGCUAAUCCCUGCUGUACUGAGACUUGGCGCACUUUUCCUGGAAAGCCCCCGUGCACAGACUCACAGAUCAAGUGGCGUCUUACCUGGUCACCCUGGUCUGUGUCUACUUUGCAAGGGUGAGCGUAUAACUCUGCGAGCCGGACUCCCCAUCAGGUAAGAUCCUGACAUAAUGAACUGACCAUAUGGAGUCUGCAGAGUUAUACAAAUUACUCACCUCCCUGGCUGAACAAGUCUCCAACCUGUCCCAGAAUGUUAUGGAUUUGCAGAGAUGUUCAUUGGCAUUUAAAGGAGCAGUACAUCCAAUCCCGGAACAUACAUACCCGGAACCCUAUGUCAUUAUGCCUGACAGGUUUGACGGUUCCCGUUCUGCUUUCCCGAUGUUCAAGAAGGAUUGUGAGCUACUGUUUGCCCUGAAACCUAGAACCUACGCCACCGACCAUAUCAGAGUCCGCUCCGCUAUUAACCUGUGUACUGGGCGGAUUAAGGCGUGGGCACACCAGAAGCUGCAGGAGAGAAGUACUGUCUUGGACUCCUGGGAGUUGUUCAUGUCCGCAAUGGACUCUCAGUGCUUUGCAUCAAGGAAAGCAACUCCCAAGCCUACUUCAGGUUCUCGCAGAACCCGGUUGCCUAGAGAAGAGGAAUUAUUUUAUGAAUACAAGAAUCCCAUCUCGCUACAGUCUAAACCUACCUCCAAGGACCUGCCUUGUCAUCAUAAUGUUACCCAUGUGGAACUUGGCACUCUAGAGGACAAGGAGGAACCCAUGGAGAUCGGCUUCAUCCGCACUAGAACAAGACUGCCAUCUAGUGAAAGAGACCGAAGGAGGGCUUGUUGUCUCUGUUUCUAUUGUGGAGAAGGAGGGCACUUUAUCUCCCACUGCCCUAUUCGCCCAACUCGGCCUAAGCCUCUUCAAGUAGGUACUACUCACCUUCAUCCUGUUAUCCCGGCAACACAGCCAGAAAAAUGUCAAGGAUACUGUCAGAAGUUUCAACGUUCCGUGACACAGAAGAGUACCCAGACUACGAUGGCUACUGAUGCCAGUGUCUCUCAAGAACACAUAAUCGGUGAUCAUGAGAAUUCACUACCUCCAGAAGACUCUCCUGUUAAAACUGGUACCAUCACCACUUCCUGCCUGCCCAAAGGAGUACUACCUGUGGAUUGCACCUAUGGUACCAAGGUCCACAGAACAGAUCUGGAAACGUUUGAAAGGGCUUUGAAAGCCGUGAGCUCUGCUCCUGGUGACUCACCUAAGAAAAAAAGCUCAGAGAAACUGACUCCUGGGAUCAAGGUACUUACUGCCUGCACCAAAUCCUUGAAUAACCUUGACCUCUUCCCAUUAGCACCCGAAACUGGUACCAUAAAGUCCCAGUCUGUAGACUUUGAUUACAAAGACUAUCUUAGUGAUCUUGAGACCGAAGAUGAGGAGUACUAUUUCCGAGAAGAACCUGUUCACGCCCGGAGGGCGUUCUUGAAGGGAGGGUACUGUCACGAUUCUCACCGCGACAUCCCGACGGCCAGACGAGGUCGCCCCAGAAGUGCCCGGUGACGGACUUGAACCAGGGUACUUUGCAGUCCUGGGGCUGCUAUUUUGCCUCUGAGCCACCAUAUCAGCUCAAGAGAUAGCCAGAAGUCUAUAUUGCCUUGUACCCAGCACUCGGGGCUGGACAUUAUUCUGUGGCUGCUCCAACGAUCUCAGCACACCUGUGGCUGAUCACCUAUUAGCCAGGUAUAAGACACUGCCUCUCCCUGAGGGCAGUGUCAGUUCAUUGACUCUGGUUCCCUUGUUUGUUUCCUGUUACUCUGUACCUGCGUUCCAGUGAUUAUUGUCUAAUUCCGGCUUCUGACCUUGGCUUUCCUCCUGGACUACUCUGACCUCUGGCUUCCCUGAUUUUGGCUUCCCUUGACCACGCUUCUGCUAAUCCCUGCUGUACUGAGACUUGGCGCACUUUUCCUGGAAAGCCCCCGUGCACAGACUCACAGAUCAAGUGGCGUCUUACCUGGUCACCCUGGUCUGUGUCUACUUUGCAAGGGUGAGCGUAUAACUCUGCGAGCCGGACUCCCCAUCAGGUAAGAUCCUGACACUCAUCCUCGCUUAUUUCCGUCGCUAGGGUGUACACCGCCUCUUCUGACAGUUUGGUCAUACCUAAGUUGUCUAGGUAUCGUAUAAUUUUGUCCUCCUCCUGACCAUCCCGGGAGUUCCCGUCCGGUGUGUGGUUGUAUAAUCGUUCGUAUAAAUCCUCAAAGACCGUCGCUAUAUCCGUUGGUUUGGUUUUUAUUGUGCCGUCUGUAUGUUUAAUGGCCAUGAUGUGAGGCCGGUUAUGCCUUGGCCGUAGCGUCCUGGCUAGGAGCGUGUCAAUUUAUUGGCCUUGUCGUAGUACGUUCUCUUUGACCAUGUCAUGGCCCUAGCCGUGUCGUCCAGGAGAAGAGUACGAAUGUCCCUUCUAAUUUUUUCUAGCCGCCCAUGUAUCGUGACGUCCGGGGCUGAUUGGUGUUUCUGCUCGAGGUUCCUGAGUUGUCUCAGUAGGUUUUCAAGCUGGUUGUGUUUCAGCUUCUUCCUUGUGGCCAGUUUAAUCAGUGUCCCCCUUAUCACCGCCUUAUGUGCUGCCCAGACUGUGCUGGUGCUUACAUCUGGGGUAUUGUUCGUGUUAAAGUAUUCUGUUAUAUCUUUUCGAAUUUGUGUAAGUAUCGUUGUGUCUCUUAGCAAUGAUGUGUUCAGUCUCCAGGUCCAAGGAUUUGCCACGCAUAGGUUGCCCAGGAUGAUAGCCACGUCCGCAUGGUCCGACCAUGAAAUGUUUCCGACCUCCGAUCUCACUAUUCUGGGGAUGCCCGUUGCAUUAACUAAAAAUAGAUCUAUCCUGGAGUAUGUUCCGUGAGGGGCCGAGUAGAAGGUAUAAUCCCGAUCUCCUGGGUGUUGGGCUCGCCAAACGUCUACUAACCCCGUAUCCGCUAUAAAUUCUUUGAGCAUUCUGUCUUGGCCUCCCCUUCCCUGGGAUCUCGGGCCCCCGUCUCUCGAGCUUCUGUCCAUUGCCGGACUCGGGGCCGCAUUGAAAUCACCUCCCAUGAGGAUCAUGCCAUGCGGCAGAGCUGCUACCUUGUCUCGUAACGAAUUCCAAAACUCGACAUCUGGUUAGUUUGGGGCGUAUAUAUUUAUCAGAUGUAUAGUGUGUGAAUAUAAAGUGCCCGUAACUAUGAUGUACCGUCCCUCCGGAUCGGCAUCUUGGGACUCCAUCCGGAAGGGGCAGCUACGCUUAAUAAUGAUGGCCACUCUAUUUCUUUUACGGUGAGAUCUGGCUUCAAAAGAGUCAGCUUAGGUAUGGUCCCUCAGUCUAAAGUUGGCCUGUUUUAGUAGGUGGGUUUCUUGUAAGUAAGCUAUUUGCGAGGCCAUCCUCUUUAAUUUCCUAAACAUGAGACGGCGCUUUUUAGGGGCGUUAAGGCCCUUAACGUUUAGUGUGGUGAUCUUAAUCUCCAUUGUAUGAUAUGUUUGACUUUACUAAGCUGCUUUAUCUCUAUGGUCUGUUUUCUUGUUUCACCUAUGUGCAAAAGCGUCUCCGUGGGACCGUCUCUCCGCCCGUCACCCCCACCACCCCCGAGGACUAGGGUAUAGAAUAAGAAUAAGAGGAGGAGAAGAAGAAGAAGGGGAAGGAAAUAAGAGAAUAGUGACAUUAGCAUCUGGACUUUGUCCAAUGCAACAAAGAUUCAAAGAUCGCCAGAAUGUCAUGGGUAACGUAUGCCCACUUCCCUGCCACGAUCAACGUUGGGAGGAAACUGAGGAUCCCUAAAGCUCCGUCGCUUACGCGCCCUUCCUAACAUGUGUUGACCUUUAAGUUAUACCGCUGGCGUACAAGCGUUCCUUCCUUACUGCUGUUGUUGUCCCCCUGCGGUGCUAAUUAUAUAUGUUCCGAGCUAUUGGUGUCGGGCGCCUCCAACCCCCAGGUCCCCACCCGUGUCCCCUGCUCUAAAGCUCUGACCUUUCGGUACUCCCCUUUAGUAGUACAUCAACGGGUCGAGGGGGGAAGGGGAGCUAAACCACUACACCGGUAGAGAUAAUACAGUUAAAAAUACAAUAACUACAAAGAAACUAACGUAUCAACGUGAGACAAGUGCCUUUAGUAUAUGGCCCUCAACCUUUAGAGAUGUGUCGCUUAUAACGAGUGUGGGGUGUCUGGUCAUCUUCACGAGUAAUAAAGCCAUUGAGCGAUAAGUCUUUUGGCCCUCUUCUCUACGGGGACCCUGCUUGAUAAGUGUGGCAAGUGGUGUUCCCUCGAGUCGUGUGGGAGGGCACACAGGGAUUUUGUGGUCCGGGGGCUUAGGGGAUGUACGUUAUAACGUUGAGGGAGGUUGAUCUGAUGGGCAAGCUAGAUCCUUCCUCAUCUACCACUCUAUUGUUUUCCUUUCCCUUUGUCGUUCUCUCAUAGAUUAGAUAUUUUUACAUAUUUCUUUUUGCUCGCCUUUCCUUUUAUUUUGUUUCCGUCACCCUUCCUGUCUCGUGGGGGGUAUUAUGGUGUAUCGCCUGCCUUUGCGCACUACUAAUUUGUGAUUUUUAAGCAUUGUCACCAUGCAUCCUCUGUAUGUUACCCCCCCCCCCCCCCAAAUGCUGUUGGGAACCCAAGGAAUUUUUGUGUUUUUCCUCUUUUUUGUUGUGUUCCCUUCUCUCUCUCUGCUUUCGUUUUCCUCUGCCCUCAGACCUUGGUGUUGUAGGCGGGGACCAACCCUAAAUGGCUAUCAGUAUCCCACCACCUAGCUGAAUUAUAUCUAUGUUGGGUGAUGGGGUGUGUGAGCGAAGCUAGAUGGCACAAUAUAUAUUACAGUGUCUUUAUAAGCCUUAAGUCCCUGUGGGAGGUCUGCCGAUGAUCUUCGUGCUCCUGAUGCUCAUACUUGAUUGUUAGUUCUCUGGCCAGGAAAGUUACCCAGAGAGUAAAUGAGCCCCCUCGCCCCCUCCCUCGCCCAAGUCGGCCGUGUGCUCAGAUGACCAUGUCCCGGUAAAAUCCCCUCUUGUAUGAGGGUGUGGGGCAGGAUCCUUCUCUCUGCCCCUGUACAGAGGGUGGGUGGCGGCCCCCCGGGCCCACUUUGCAGGUAUUCCCCGUUUCCAAAAUUAUAUGCUAGGCCCGAAGUGGGGUGUUUGGAGGCCUACGCCCAAGACCCCACACGGACUCCCCCCCGCUCUCCCCCCCCAAAACACUCACCCCUGUCCCCCUCUGGCCCAGUGUCCCAGGAUGAGGGAAAAAACAAAUGGCAAGAAAUGGGAAAAAAAAUAGGGGGGGGGAACCGGGGGAAAAAACAGCGGGGGUAGUCCAGGCCAUACGAUACCGUCUGCGGUUAGCGGUGGCCCCUUGCUCCUGCCUCCUGCCACUCCGGCUGUAGCUGUGUAAGGCCUUCAGGAAACAUCGCUAUGCUGGGAAGGUCAGGAGGCGGCUGGACCCCAAGGCAGCGAAGCAGUCGGUGCGGAUCACCUCCCGGUGAGAGGAUGUGUGCCCGAUCUCCUCGAAACACCAUCAACUUAAAGGGGAAGCCCCAUGCGUAUUUGAUGCCGGCACCCCUUAGUGCGUCCGUAAUGGGCCGCCAGUCCCUUCUCCUCUGCAAUGUGGAGGGUGCCAAGUCGUGGUAGAGGGAUAUCGCAGCGCCUGCGUGCCGGAUGGGCCGAUUGCGGCUUUUUUUCAUCAGCGCUUCUUUGGUUGUGUAAUGUAGAAAGCGAAUUAUGACAUCUCUUGGAGUGUUGUCAUUGUUUCUUUUAGUUUUCAGGGCCCUGUGUACCCUCUCUAUGUGCCACUGUUCCUCUGGAAUAGGUGAGAGCAGUGGCUUUAAGAUGGUGAGUAUGAGCCCGCGUAGGUCUUCAUCAGCGCCCUCAGGCAAUCCCCUCAGACGGAGGUUGUUCCUUCGAGACCCGUUUGCCAUGUCUUCAAGGGCAAGAUCCGUUUCCACAAGGUGUGCUGUUACGCGGUUCACCCGCUCGAUCACGGCAUUGUGGGCCUGUGUUGUUUCCUCCAUGCGGUCCUCAAGUUUCGCGGUGCGGUCCCCCAGGGCGCCUAUUUCGGCAUGAAGGACCGCCGUCGAUUUUGUGAUCUCUCCCGCAAGGAAGGCCCUCACCUCUGCAAGCCUUGCCAGGAUGGUGUCCUGGUCGCUUGGGGAAGCCUCUCUGUCAACACGAGGGGAUGACUGAGGGGGGGUGCCUGCGCCAUCUUGGGUCCCCUGUCGGCCCUGCUUUUGGGCCGUGAGUAGGUCGAGGACAGUGCCGCCAGAUUCGUUGCCCCUCUUUGUCUGUUUCUUGGGGAGUCUCUUUUCCAUAGCUUGAGUCUCAGUAGGGGGAUAUUUUAGGUGAAAAGGUCGCUUUUGUGGGCUUUUUUGGCGCGUUUGCCUGGAGCUCUAGUUAGACACGUCUAGUCACAUCGACGGUCAGACCACGCCCCCCGUGUGGUGGCUCUUGAUGCACUGACUCCAGCCUCAGUCCACUCCUUGUGAAAGUCCCCAACACAUUUGAAUGGCCUUUUCCUGACAAUCCUCUCCAGGCUGCGGUCAUCCCUGCUGCUUGUGCACCUUUUUCUUCCACACUUUUUCCUUCCACAUAACUUUCUAUUAAUGUGCUUUGAAACAGUACUUUGGGAACAUCCAACUUCCUUCACAAUUACCUCUUGAGGCUUUCCCUCCUUAUGGAGGGUGUCAAUGAUGGUUUUCUGCACAACUGUCAGGUGAGCAGUCUUCCCCAUGAUUGUAAUUCCUACUGAAUCAGACUGAGAUACAAUUUAAAGGCUCAGAAACCCUUUGCAGGUGUUAUGGCUUACUUAGCUGAUUAGAGUGAGAUACUGUGAGCCUAGAAUAUUGCACCUUUUCACAAUAUUCUAAUUUACUGAGAUUGUGGAUUUGGGGUUUUCAUGAGCUGUAAGCCAUAUUCAUCGCACUUAUGACAAAUCACGCCUUGAACUAUCUUGCUUUGCAUGUAAUGCGUCUAUCUCAUAUAUUUCCCCUUUUACGUUGCAUUACUGAAAUAAAUGAACUUUUGCACGAUAUUCUAAUUUUUCGAGUAUCACCUGUAUAAUCUUGUUGCAGCAUAAUUUAAAGAAUGCUAUAUUAUAUGGAUAUCCUUUAGCUAUAUGAGUUCUUUUUUUAAUGAAUGUUUGUCAUAUUUCCCCAAUACUGGUGAAUAUAAAAAGUACAUUUGAUGUACACAGUUUAUCACUUAAUUGGUGUUGCUCAACAGCUACAGUAUCUCACAAAAGUGAAACUAAAAUCGGACACUCGAGCAGGCGAACACCGCUGAGACCUCCAUAACAACGUUAUUUCGUGCUGAAACUACCGAACGAUCGGCCGUUCGGUAGAAAGGAUCUAAUACAUGCGGGGAUUCCAGCGAUCAACAAGUUAUAUACGGAUGGCAGGAUUUUCGUGCCUUUUCAUCGCACGAGCGAGGAACGACCGCAAGGCCAAAACUUAUGGAACUAUUUUCGGCUAGUGUGCCUCUGCGGUCGGUCAAAUUUUAACCCCUUAAGACCGGAGGGCGUACUAUUACGCCCUAUUCUAAGUGGCUCUAAAUGCCGCCGGGCGUAAUAGUACGCCCUCUGGUCUUUCGGUACUUACCCAGUUGCCGGCGAUCCCACACUGGCGAUCGCGGUGGGGGGACUCCCAGGGAGCCCCCCGCGGCACGUCCGUCCUCCUGGAAGCCCCCCGGCCAUGUGAGAGUGGGGUCCUUGCGAGGACCCCACAAUCACAUGGCCGGGGGAAGCUGCUUCCUGCAUUGCCAGCAGGGGGCUGCCUGUAAUGACAGGUGGUCCCCCUGCUGGCUGAAAAUAAAAUAAAAAUAAAUAAAUAGUGUAAAAAAAAAAAUAUAUAUACUUAGAUCAUAUAUAUAUAUAUUAUAUAUAUAUAUGAUAUAAGUAUAUCUAUACACAUAUACAUACACACACGUACACCGUCUAGGUGCAUUUUACUAUUAAUAUAUAUAUAAUUAUAUACAUAUAUUAAUAUCAAAUUACACGUAGACUGAUACUGAUUAAAUAUAUAUAUAUAUAAUUAUUGUUAUAUAUAUAUUUAUAUAUAAUAUAAAAAAAUGUAAAUACGUUAAAAAAUAAAAUUAAAAAAUAAUUAAAAACAAAUAAUUAAAAAAUAUAUAGAUGUGUGUUAUUUCGUUCUAACUGUAUUGUGAAAUUAAUAUACAUAAAUAUAUACGUAUAUAUCACUAUAUAUAUACCUAUAUAUAAAUAAAAAUAUUUUAAAAAAAUUAUAUAGAUAUAUACAUAUAUAUAUACACAUAAGUAUAUAUAUACAUAUAUAUUAAUUCUACAUAUAUAUUUAUGUAAUAUUUUUACAUAAUUAGGUAUCUUAAUUAAUUACAAUUAGCGGGACCUGCCUGACAACCCAUGCCGAAAGUAAAGGGAAUUUAAUUUGCUAGCACUAUAUUUAACCCUAUAACUUUCUGAGACACCAUAAAACCUGUACAUGGGGGGUACUGUUCUACUCGGGAGACUUCGCUGAACACAAAUAUUAGUGUUUCAAAACAGUAAAAUGUAUUACAACGAUGAUAUCGCCAGUAAAAUUGACGUUUUUUGCAUUUUUCACGCACAAACAGCAUUACACGGACAAUAUUAUUGCUGUGAUACUUUUUAUUGUUUUGAAACACAAAUAUGUGUGUUCAGCUAAGUCUCCUGAGUACAACAGUACCCCUCAUGUACAGGUUUUAUGAUAGAAGAGCAAAAUAUGGCUCAGUUUAUGGGCCGCUGAUGCUUCCUCCAAAAGCAUUUUGUACUCCCUUCCAUUCCAUGGUGACAUGUUAUUCGGCAAAAACCUGGAUGACUGUUUCAAAUGAGCUGCCGAAGAUAAAAGAGCUUUUUUGCCUCAAUGCCGUAGAGCCAAAGGACCCAUGGGUGCAAAAAGACAGUACUAUCCAUUUCAAGAUAGCAGAUCCUAUAGACCAGGAAGGGAGUAUGGAAGAAAUCAAUCCUGGGGAAGUGGGCAGUCUGGCACUAGAGGAGGAAAAUCCCGAGGUACUUCAUCCUCCAAGAACUUCAGGAAUUUGUGAUGGAAUUAUUUCCCAAUCAGAAGAAGUAGGAGCCCAUUUACUUCAAUUCCAAAUGGCAUGGGUGGAGUUCACAAGCAACAACUGGGUUCUAGAAAUCAUCAGGAGAUGAUAUUUUCUGGAAUUGUACAAAUAACCCACGCUAAGAUCUUUUCAAAUCACAAAAUGUCCAGGAGACAAAGAGAAAAGAAUCACCCUUCAAGACUUAAUUUGCUCUUUACAAAAAGAAGGACUUAUAAAAAAGGUCCCAGCAUCAGAAAGAACUAAUGGGUUCUAUUCACACCUUUUCCUAACAAGGAAAUCCUAAGGAGGGUGGAGACCCAUUCAAGACAUACACAGACUGAAUCAACACUUGCACAUCUGCAGGUUCAAGAUGGAGUCCCUGCACUCUAUCAUAAAAACAGUCUUCCCCAAUAAAUGAAUGGUGUCAAUAGACUUAUUGGAUGCCUAUUUCCAUAUUUACAGUGGAAGAAGGUAAUUUCAAAUUGAGAGUAUUACCCUUUGGACUCAGCACAGCUCCAAGGACCUUCACAAAAGUAGUAGUAGUACUAAUUACGAAACUGAGGAAACAUGGCAACAUGGCGUCCAAAUAAUCUUCCAUUAUUUGGACGACAUCCUGAUUGUGGCGGACAGCAAAGACAUCUUGUCUUCCCACACUUUCAAUUGCUUUCAUUUCUUUCAGCAUUAUGGCUGGAAGAUCAAUGUCAAAAAGAGCCAUAUUUUCCUGAGUCAGUCCAUGACAUACCUGGGAGCCCAGUUUGACACAUCUGCAGGAACUGUUCAGUUCUCCCAAGAGAGAAUUCUAAGAAUCAAGAGGAAGAUAGUGGAUAUGUUGGCAUCCAAAGUAACUUCAGCAAAGAAAACUAUGAGUCUGCUAGGAUGCAUGUCUUCCACUAUAGGACUGACACGGUGGGCACAAUGGAGAAUGAGGACUUUUCAAGCAAAUUUCCUUCUUCAAUUUUCUUCAAAGAACCUGCACCAACCCAUCAAAAUUCCAUUAUCAGUAAAAAAAAAAUCCUUGAUCUGGUGGCUAAACAAGAAGUCUCUAGGCAAAGGCCUUCCUCUGGGAUAAAUCUCAUGGGUGGUGAUAACAACAGAUGCCAGACAAUGGGGUUGGGUGAGUCCAUUGUCAGCACAAUUUCGCACAAGAGAAAUUUAAUUUUCCGACAAGAAACAAGCCUUCCAAUCUUCUUGAACUUUUAGCGGUUCUCAAAGCCCUGGAACAUUUUUCUUCACAACUACACCAGCAAUGGGUAAAAAUAAGAGCAGACAAUGCCACGGUAGUAGCCUACAUCAACCAUCAGGGAGGAACGAAUAGUCACAGAAUGAUGGAAAUUAUGCAACAGCUGAUGUCAUGGACCCAAAGACACCUGGCAGGUCUCACAGCAACCCAUCUCCCGGGGAAACAGAACCAGAUUUUGGAUUUCCUCAGCAGAUCAAGGAUAGAUCCAGGAGGAUGGAGCUUAUCUAACAGAGUGUUCCAGGUGAUAGUGAAGAAAUGGGGCCUUCCUCAAGUGGAUCUAUUGGCAACAUGAAAGAACAAAAAGGGGUAAAGGUUCUUUAGAAAAGACAAUGACCCUCAAGCCAUAUAGAAAGAUGCUCUACCCAGCAGUUGGCAAUUCAGCAGGGGGUAUGCAUUUCCUCCCUUUCCUCUGAUUUUAUUCAUCCUGAGGAUAAUGAGAAUAGAACCUGUUUCUCUCAUCUUGAUAUCACACUUUUGGCCUUGCAAACCCUGGUGUCCUCUCCUACAGAGCCUUUGCAAAGAACCACCAUGGCAGCUUCCAAAAGUCCCACAUCUUAUUCUCCAUCCAGAUCCGACCUCGCUCAAUCUGAUGGCAUGAAGAUUGGCUAAAUAAUAAAGGUUUCUCCUAUUCAGUUGUUGAUACUAUGCUCAAAGCAAGAAAAUGUUGCACUUCUACCACUUACUAUAGAGUAUGAGACCUUUUUUCUGCCUAGGCCAUUUCUAAAAAUAUUAAUAUCCAAAGACCUUCUACGAAAGAUAUAUUGGAAUUUCUACAAUCUAGCCUUGAGAAAGGACUAAGUUAUAACAUCUUAAAGGGUCAUGUAUCAGCUUUGUCAGCUCUAACUAACCACAAAAAGGCCUUUGAUACAGACUUGGCUAGGUUCCUCAAGGCAGUACUAAAACUCAAGUCGUUUGUCCCACCUUGGAAUUUACCUCUGGUUCUUAAAGCGUUAAAGUCUCAUCCCUUUGAACCUUUAUACUUAAAUUCUCUCCACUUUCUCUCCAUUAACACUGCCUUAUUGGUGGCUUUAGCUUCAGACAGAAGGGUCUCAGAGCUUCAUGCUUUGUCAGCUAGAGAACCCUUCACAGUUUUCCAUAAAGACAGAGUCAUUCUUCGUACAAUUCCUGAAUUCAGAACAAAAGUCACCAGGAACACAAGAAAACGGAGAAGAAAAGGAUCUCUCUUUAUUAGAUUUGGUGAGAUGUCUUAAAAUCUAUCUUGAUAUAACUGCUCCAUGGCGUUCUUCUCAAAGUCUUUUUGUCCUACAUAGUGGAUGUAGAAGAGGCGUACAAGGUCUGCUAAGGUCUCUCCAGAACUUUGUAAAGCAGCCUCUUGAUCAUUGGCUAAUACUUUCAUCAGACAUUACCAAAUAGAUGUCAAAGCCAGUCAAUCAGACCAAUUUGGAAAGAGUGUCCUUUCUGUUGAUAACUCUUGAUUCUUAAAGUUUGAAUGUUUGUCACUUUGUUUUUUCAUGCUAAUCCACUUUGCAUUUCAUACUCUGGAUUCUGUGUUUUUUUCUUUUCUCUUCCCUCCCUUAGUUAUUGCUUGGGUAUUACCCAUUGUUGUGCUGCCAUGGAUAUAGCCAGGAAAAAGGAACAUUUAUUCAUACUUACCUAAAUUUUCUUUUACUGGUCAUAGGCCAUGGCAGCACAAAGAUACCACCCUGGGACAUUUCUACAGUAGUAAGAAACUGAGGGAGGAGGGGAUAGGAGGUGGUACUUGUAGUGGACUCUGGGCAACCCGACAGGUUACCUCCACUAGUCUCCUUCCUUCAGUCAGUCAGGAACCACUUAUAAGGCAAAUAAACCAAUUCCCCCCCAGUAACUGGACAACACCUAGUCCUGGAGGUACAACAUCUUUAUGGGCUACAUAUGACUUUUAUGCAAAACUCCAUGCAAUCCCAGUGUCCCCUCCCCAUCCCAGGGGUCUUCAGAGUGACACUGGAGUCACAGUCCCUUUGUCCCCUGUUCCUGCCACCUAAGCAUGGGUUUCCCACUUCCGGUGACAGGGGUUCUUAUUCCCAGGAUUCCCUUGGUCCCCUCCCAGGGGUCCUGCCCCUCCCAGGAGUCUUCAGCGUGAUACUGGAGUCCCAGUCCCUUGGUCCCCUGUUCCCACCACCAAAGUACAGGUUUCCCACUUUCGAUGAUUUUCGAUUUCUGUUCCUGCCACCCAGAUGAUCGGGGAUCUUUUUCCCAGGACCCUUUGUGCCUGGGAGUCACAGUGCGGGAAAGCUUCCCUCCUCCUUGCCUCCCCAAAGGGAUAUUCCCAAAUUUAUAGGGGAUAGGGUACAUGUGACUGCGGCAAAACACACAAACACAGAGGGGAAAAGUCACGAACGGGUAGGUGGUCUGUCACAGUACUUAUACCUUUCGUUUAAUUAUUUCCUGUGUAAUUAGGGAUAGGGAGGAGCUACCCAUUGUUGUGCUGUCAUGGCCUAUGACCAGGAAAAGAAAAUUACAAUAAGUAUGAAUACAUUUUCCUUUAUAAAGUGUAUAUAAUAUGUGUUUAUAUAUUACGCAGUCAUCUUGUUCCUUUCAGAGUAAAACAUUUAAUUAUACAGUAAGCAUACUCACAUGCAGACACAGACAAUCUCACUGACACACACAAGCUCAAUGACAUAAAAACCACAAGCUCACAGAUGCACACAAAUAGGCUUAUUGGUAUACACACACAAACAUAGUACAGACAAACUCUGACAUGCACAAGCUUACUUCAGACAAGCUUACUGUUACACACAUGCUCACUAGCACACACAUGCUCACUACAUACAAGCUCACUGACACACACAUACAAGCUCACUCACUAGCAGCCACACACACACACACACACAAGCUUUCUUAAUAGCAGGCACACACACACACAAGCUCACUCACUAGCAUGCACACACACACACACACACACACAAUCUCACUUACUAGAAGGCACACACAAGCUCACUCACUAGCAGGCAAACACACAAGCUCACUGACUAGCAGGCACACACAUAGAUACACAAGCUCACUUACUAGCAGGCACACACACAAGCUCACUCACUAGCAGGCACACACACAAUCUCUGUCAUGGCUGAAGCUUAUCUGGAACUGGUAGGUAAAGUUGCCAUUUUGUGGCCUCUUCCUACCAGCGAGGUUAGCAACGUGCAUAGGGGAGGGGCUUGUGCUCGGGUGGUGGAGCUAUGUUCAGGAGGUGGGGCUUACAUGCAGGAGCGGGGCAUGCAGCCAAAAUUGUUGUAAAUUUUGAAGGAAGACUGACAGACCUCCCUCUGCCCGGCAGUAAUUGUGGCCGCACCGGCCCCCAGCUCCACCAUCUUUAAUCCCCUCAGACUGACACAGUCCAAGAGGAAAAUACUUAAAUUACAUUAGCCUGAUGAUAAGGGCUGUCUGUCUGGCCCCAGGUGCCACUGCCCACCAGGAAAUUUACCGGUAUCCCAGUGGGCCAGUCCGGCCCUGUCUCCUAUACUCUACUAUAAAGAGUACUAUAUAUAGCCAUCCUGCCUACCAUUGCUAUAAAGUACUUAAGCUAAAGUUCCAUGGCUAUAAAGUACCUAAGCAUAAAAUGAGCCAAAUCCCUCCUUCUUACACCUUGACUUUAGCCAUGCAUUAGCCUUCCUCUACUCCUGCCUUUCUACUGUAGAGCACGAAACAGGUAAUAUUUCUGGAAAUGCUACCUUGGGAGACUUUUUCUUCAGUUUACGUCCUAAUUCCCAGAACUUAUUAUUUUGGACCUUUUAGGGCCAUCCUUAGCCUCUCCCAAUAACUCAUCCACUAUGUCAGCCACAUGCCUGACCCGGGCACCCUGGGGACAGCAAAUUGUUCAAUUGAGAUGAUCAGAGUGGCAGAUUAACCUAUCUGCUUUCUUAAUAGAGUUCCCUACCACUAUAAACUGUCUAACCUUUAGUACAUUCUUAAACACACCAAUGCUAAAGAGGCUGUUCUCUAAACUGUUAGAAAGAACAGCUUCCAUAAGUACAGUUAGUCCUGAGCUGACGCCCUCAACUGCUCAGUGAGCAGUAGACCCCUUUCAAGAUUGUCAAUCUGUCUCAAUGUUGCAAUUUGCUUCUCCAGAUCUCCAGUACAAGCUUUCAGACAAGCCCCAUGCUCACACCUGCCACAGAGGUAUGAACCCUGGAUAAUCUCAUCCAGGCAUGCAUACAUGCAGUAUGAUGUGCGCUGAGUUAGAUCUUCAGUCUUAUUAACACCCAUUUCCACAGUUACCAAAAGCAACACGUAUUCCAUACUGUAAAACAAUAAUUACCUUAUUGGUUUAAACUCCUGGUUUUAGAAGUUCUACUUAUUUGAGAAUAUUUUAGGCAACUCCAAUUAAGUCAGCUGUGGUUUUUAUUGAUAUACAAAAACCUACACAGGUGGAAAUUAAGGGACAACUUCCAUAAUUAACUCAGCAGCAGUACACAUUUGCUUGUUGAACAGGAAAAUGGUUCCUAGUUAGUAUUAAGAGUAAAAGUCUAGUUACAAAGUUCAUAUCUGAGCAGAGCAGAUCCAGACUUACAACCAAAGGUCCAUGUAUGCUCAACCCCUACCUCAUGAAGGAUUAAGGAUUAAGCCAUACAGAGACUGAACUUCCAUGCAGCAGGGAAUUAAUCUACGGGUAACCUUAAAAAAAAUAGUUUACUGUUUAGUAGACAUGCUCUCAGUAGAAUGCAGCACAAUCUCCAAGUUGUAACUUUGUUCUCCAUACCAUACCAAAGUACAGGUUUCCCACUUUCGAUGAUUUUCGAUUUCUGUUCCUGCCACCCAGAUGAUCGGGGAUCUUUUUCCCAGGACCCUUUGUGCCUGGGAGUCACAGUGCGGGAAAGCUUCCCUCCUCCUUGCCUCCCCAAAGGGAUAUUCCCAAAUUUAUAGGGGAUAGGGUACAUGUGACUGGGGCAAAACACACAAACACAGAGGGGAAAAGUCACGAACGGGUAGGUGGUCUGUCACAGUACUUAUACCUUUCGUUUAAUUAUUUCCUGUGUAAUUAGGGAUAGGGAGGAGCUACCCAUUGUUGUGCUGUCAUGGCCUAUGACCAGGAAAAGAAAAUUACAAUAAGUAUGAAUACAUUUUCCCUUAUAAAGUGUAUAUAAUAUGUGUUUAUAUAUUACGCAGUCAUCUUGUUCCUUUCAGAGUAAAACAUUUAAUUAUACAGUAAGCAUACUCACAUGCAGACACAGACAAUCUCACUGACACACACAAGCUCAAUGACAUAAAAACCACAAGCUCACAGAUGCACACAAAUAGGCUUAUUGGUAUACACACACAAACAUAGUACAGACAAACUCUGACAUGCACAAGCUUACUUCAGACAAGCUUACUGUUACACACAUGCUCACUAGCACACACAUGCUCACUACAGACAAGCUCACUGACACACACAUACAAGCUCACUCACUAGCAGCCACACACACACACACACACAAGCUUUCUUAAUAGCAGGCACACACACACACAAGCUCACUCACUAGCAUGCACACACACACACACACACACACAAUCUCACUUACUAGAAGGCACACACAAGCUCACUCACUAGCAGGCAAACACACAAGCUCACUGACUAGCAGGCACACACAUAGAUACACAAGCUCACUUACUAGCAGGCACACACACAAGCUCACUCACUAGCAGGCACACACACAAUCUCUGUCAUGGCUGAAGCUUAUCUGGAACUGGUAGGUAAAGUUGCCAUUUUGUGGCCUCUUCCUACCAGCGAGGUUAGCAACGUGCAUAGGGGAGGGGCUUGUGCUCGGGUGGUGGAGCUAUGUUCAGGAGGUGGGGCUUACAUGCAGGAGCGGGGCAUGCAGCCAAAAUUGUUGUAAAUUUUGAAGGAAGACUGACAGACCUCCCUCUGCCCGGCAGUAAUUGUGGCCGCACCGGCCCCCAGCUCCACCAUCUUUAAUCCCCUCAGACUGACACAGUCCAAGAGGAAAAUACUUAAAUUACAUUAGCCUGAUGAUAAGGGCUGUCUGUCUGGCCCCAGGUGCCACUGCCCACCAGGAAAUUUACCGGUAUCCCAGUGGGCCAGUCCGGCCCUGUCUCCUAUACUCUACUAUAAAGAGUACUAUAUAUAGCCAUCCUGCCUACCAUUGCUAUAAAGUACUUAAGCUAAAGUUCCAUGGCUAUAAAGUACCUAAGCAUAAAAUGAGCCAAAUCCCUCCUUCUUACACCUUGACUUUAGCCAUGCAUUAGCCUUCCUCUACUCCUGCCUUUCUACUGUAGAGCACGAAACAGGUAAUAUUUCUGGAAAUGCUACCUUGGGAGACUUUUUCUUCAGUUUACGUCCUAAUUCCCAGAACUUAUUAUUUUGGACCUUUUAGGGCCAUCCUUAGCCUCUCCCAAUAACUCAUCCACUAUGUCAGCCACAUGCCUGACCCGGGCACCCUGGGGACAGCAAAUUGUUCAAUUGAGAUGAUCAGAGUGGCAGAUUGGUAUGAUGUGAAAUAAUGCUUCGAUCUGCCUCCAUGAUUUUGUUAUUGAAUACCAAGCUGCAGACUACCAGUCAUCAAGAUUUUCUUUUAAAUGUUAAUACAUGAUUUAGUAGCGAUGCAGGACCCAGAGUCCAUAGACACCAGACACCAUAAUAACUUCUAUAUGUUGAAGUGAUUAAGGUGCCUACAGUUUCACUAUAUGUCUACUGCAGAUUUGAAUGUAGUUUUACUUUUUUUCAGAUCAGUUACGGAGCGACUGACCCACUACUCAGUGAUAGAGCACUUUACCCAUUUUUCUUCCGGACUGUUCAGGAUGAUCGGACUCAUUAUGCAGUUAUUUUAAAGUUUCUGCAACAUUUUGGGUGGAACUGGGUUGGAAUAAUCACCUCAAAGGAUGAAAGUGGAGAGAAAGAGCUCCAAGAACUGAGCCAUGAGAUCACCAGCCACGGCAUCUGUAUUGAGUUUAUUGUUAAAAUGUCUUCCAUAGAGAAAGAAAAUGAUAAGGAUUUGGCUGUUAUUAGAAAAUCAACCACUCAAGUUCUAAUAACCUGUGGGACAUGUUCUGCGCCUUGUUUUCUUAUUUUUCAAAAUUCUGAAUCACUUUUACAAAAUAUAACAAUUAUCGUUAAAGCUUCAUGGACGUAUGUUUUAUAUUUCAAUAUUAGGUCGGGGAAGACCUUCAAUGGCAGUUUGAGUAUUUCACCACCUAUGAACCCUAUCCCUGGUGUGAACACUUUAAUACAUAAAUUCCAUCCUUCUAAUCGCCCAAAUGAUCCGUUACUUGAAGAUAUUUGGCUAAUGAACUUAAAUUGCUUAUCACCAAACCUAGAAAAAAACAAUUUCUUUCAAUAUCUGUAUAAAUUUACUGCAAACAACUGCACUGGGAAGGAACGUAUUCGAGAUAAAAUAUCUGUCCCACAAAAUCCUGUGUACAAUGCAGUCUAUAUCCUGGCACACACUUUGCACAAUAUGCAUUCAUCCUUAGCUUCUCUUUAUCCUGAAAUAGACCUAUUAUCAUAUAAAUACUUAAACCUGGUGAGCAUUUAA
This is a messenger RNA of Pelobates cultripes (western spadefoot toad), 25259 nucleotides long. The record is from the annotation of a GenBank genome assembly. NCBI's taxonomy places the organism in Eukaryota, Metazoa, Chordata, Amphibia, Anura, Pelobatidae.